Galleria mellonella (greater wax moth) is the source of this 14033-nucleotide messenger RNA. RefSeq names its product talin-1 (gene rhea). Gene Ontology annotation, cellular component: plasma membrane; focal adhesion; ruffle. Gene Ontology annotation, biological process: cell-cell adhesion. Lineage: Eukaryota; Metazoa; Arthropoda; Insecta; Lepidoptera; Pyralidae. The record is from RefSeq and is a predicted model, not a curated record. Gene Ontology annotation, molecular function: integrin binding; structural constituent of cytoskeleton; actin filament binding.
CCUAAAUUUGGACUUUAAUUGUGCAAUUCAUUCAGUUUUCCUGUUUAGCAAAGCAAAUUUAAACAAUCUUAGCCAAUUAUUGAACUAAAUCACUAAAUUAAAAUUUACUUAAACUGGUGUGAAUGUAGUCUCAGGUGAUUAAUGCAGUUUAAUUGGUAACGCACCAGAUGGCGCAGUAGUACUCGUGAUGUUGUUACAUACUGUAUGGGCGUGUGAGUGCUUGUGUAAAAAAAUAAGUGUUUUGUGAUGUUUUAACCACUGACGGAGAAAAAAAACGGUACAACUGCAAUGUGAACAUUGACACACGCCUGUAACGAGUGCCUUAACACGACAGUGCCUAGUCUAUAGACAAACAAACAAACAAACGAACGACACGCAACGAGCAACGAACUAUUAUAUAUAUUGGUACCAACUGAACAGCACACACCGCAAGCACACACGGGUGCGUGACGCAGCAUCAGGGAGCGAGUCGAGCUCGCGCUACAGGACAACUGGCGGCGGCUGACCGCCCGCUCGACUGCAACACUCGACAGAAAAGCGCGUCGCUCCUUCAGCAAAGAGCGUCCGCGCAGGAGAACUAGCGCCCACUCACUCGACCUUCCGGCCGACGACCGGCCUUACCACACCGCCACUAUACAUAAGGCGCACUCGUUAAGCAAGAUGGCGACACUAUCGCUGAAGAUAUCCCUGGAGGGCGGGACGGUGGUGAAGACGAUACAGUUCGACCCCUCCACCACAGUAUACGACGCGUGCCGCAUCAUACGCGAGAAGAUUCUGGAAGCCAACACUAAUGAACCGAAAGAAUAUGGCCUGUUCCUCGCGUCAGAGGAGGACAACAAGAAAGGCAUAUGGCUGGAGGCAUCCCGCAGCCUCGACUACUACAUGCUGAGGAACGGUGACCUGCUAGAGUACAACAAGAAGACGAGGAACCUCCGCGUCAGGAUGUUGGACGGUACUGUGAAGACCUUGCUGGUGGAUGAUAGUCAGAUCGUGGCGAACCUAAUGGUGGUCAUAUGCACCAAGAUCGGCAUCACCAACUACGACGAGUAUGGACUGGUACGGGAGGAGCAAAAAGAAGAGCCGGACCCUUGCGAGCGGCCCAACUACGGCACCCUCACGCUGAAGAGAAACAACGAGAAGGAGCGCGACGCCAAGAUGGAGCAGCUGAGGAAGAAGCUGCGCACCGACGACGAAGUGAACUGGGUGGAGCCAGCUAAGACGCUGCGCGAGCAGGGCAUCGACGUGACUGAGACGCUGCUGCUCCGCCGCAAGCUGUUCUUCUCUGACCGGAACGUGGACUCGCGCGACCCCGUGCAGCUCAACCUGCUGUACGUGCAGGCGCGGGACGCCAUACUGGACGGCACGCAUCCCGUCACCCAGGACAAGGCAUGCGAGUUCGCCGGCAUCCAGUGUCAGAUACAGUUCGGCGACCACAAGGAAGACAAGCACACGCCUGGCUUCUUGGACCUGAAGGAGUUCCUGCCGGCGUCGUACGUGAAGGUGAAGGGUAUCGAGAAGAAGGUGUUCAAGGAGCACCGCAAGCACGCCGGCCUCAGCGAGCUCGACGCCAAGGUGCUGUACACCAAGAGCGCCAGGGACCUGAAGACCUACGGAGUGGCCUUUUUCUUAGUUAAGGAGAAAAUGAAGGGCAAGAACAAACUGGUGCCGCGGCUGCUGGGCGUGACGAAGGACUCGGUGCUACGGCUGGACGAGAAGACCAAGGAGAUCCUGCAGACGUGGCCGCUCACCACGGUGCGCCGCUGGUGCGCCAGCCCCAACACCUUCACCCUCGACUUCGGAGACUACAGCGACCAGUACUACUCGGUGCAGACCACUGAGGCGGAGCAGAUCCUGCAAGUGAUAGCUGGCUACAUAGACAUCAUAGUGCGCAAGCAGCGCGCCAAGGACCACCUCGGCAUCGAGGGCGACGAGGGCUCCGCCAUGCUGGAGGACUCUGUCUCGCCUUCCAAGGCGAACAUAAUACAACACGACACGUUCAAAUCGGGGAAAGUGAACACCGAGUCGGUCGCCAAGCCGGCCGUGCACCGGCCCGGCGCUGAAGGCGCUAAGCCGUUCGCAGUGGGGCACCUGACAGGCGCUCAGCAUACCACGGUGUCCGGCCAAAUCAUCACCGGACACACGCCGCCCUCUGCGUCACAAGUGCAACAGACAAAAGUGACGUCCGUACUGACGGAACCACAGAGGGCGUUGCUGUCUACCAUCACGACCGGACGGGAGAUCAUCAAGACCACCGAAGAGGGACUCGGCAGGGCGUCAGUCCCGCCGCUCGGUCAGGACGCAGCAUCAGUGAAGUGGAAACAGGUGACGAUGGACACCAGCAAGCAGGUGGUGACCUCGCAGAUCGCGGCCAUGAACGCCGCCACCGCCCAGGUCGUCACCCUCACGUCAGGUCCAACAGAAGAAGUGGACCAUACAGCGGUGGGCGCGGCCAUCACCACCAUCACCAGCAACCUGCCGGAGAUGACGAAGGGUGUCCAGAUGAUUGCGGCGCUGAUGGACGACACGGACAACGGUGAUAAACUCCUGGACGCCACCAGGAAACUGUGCAGCGCGUUCAGUGAUUUGCUCAAGGCGGCUGAACCUGAGACUAAAGAACCUCGCCAGAACCUGCUCAACGCGGCGUCCCGCGUCGGGGAAGCCUCCACCACCGUCCUCUACACCAUCGGGGAAGAGACCGAGGAGGACAAGGAGACACAGGACAUCCUGCUGUCGCUGGCGAAGGCGGUGGCGAACACCACCGCGGCGCUGGUAAUCAAGGCGAAGAACGUGGCGGCGCAGUGCCGCGAGGACCAGGCGCUGCAGAACCAGAUCAUCCAGGCCGCCACGCACUGCGCGUUAGCCACCAGCCAGCUGGUCGCAUGCGCCAAGGUGGUGGCGCCGACGCUGCAGAGCCCGGCGUGCCGCGAGCAGCUGGCGGCGGCGGCGCGGCAGGUGGCGCGCGCGGUGGAGCGGCUGGUGGAGGCGGCGCGGCCGGCGCCCGAGCCGCCGCUCGUGGACCAGCUGCUGGCCGCCGCGCGCCGCGUCUCCGACGAGCUGGACAGGCUGCUGGCGCACUGCGACCUGGAGCGUCGCAACGCGGCCACUGCGCACGCAAGCGAGCGCGUGGUGGAGAGCGUGCUGACCGCGAGCGAGCAGGUGGUCGAGUCCGCCGACCCCACCGACAUGGUGCGCCACGCCCGCCUACUGGGCCAGGCCACCGCGCACCUCAUCACCGACAUCAAGACGGAGGCAGAGAAGCAGCCGUCGGAGUCGCAGCGCAAGCUGCUGGCGGCGGCCAAGCUGCUGGCCGACGCCACCGCGCGCAUGGUGGAGGCCGCCCGCCAGUGCGCCUCCGCGCCGCAGGACCGCGAAAAACAAGAGGCCCUCCGCAAAGCGGCCGAAGAGCUUCGCUACAUCACGACCGACUACGCGCAGGGGCAGGACAUCGUGGGCUCGCAAGUUGCAAGGUUGCAGGAGAGCGCCCGCCACGCGGCCUCGUGCGCCACGCAGCUCAUCACCUCCGCCCAGAACGCCACGCAGCACAACACCAACAAGUACUCGCAGGAAACCCUUACAACGGAGUGCAAGACGUUGGGUGAAGCGAUCCCGCGACUGGUGGACGCGGCUCAGGCUGCGGCGGCCAGGCCAGGCCGCGCCGCCGACCAGCUGGACCUCAUCUCCGCCUCGGAGCAGUUCCUGCAGCCAAGCGGGCACGCGGUGUCAGCCGCUCGUGCUGCAUUACCGACAGUGUCGGAGGCGUCAGCCGCCCAGCACCUCGCCGACACCACGCAUCGCUUCGGAGCAGCUGCAGCUGAUCUCAGGUCGGCGGUGAGCCGCGCGCGCAUCUCGUGCAAAGGUCUGGAGAUGGACGCGGCGGCCGACAUCAUCCGCUCGCUGCAGGACGAGCUGCGCGAGCUGGAGGAAGCCGCCGCAGCCCUGCAGCUGCGUCCGCUACCCGGACAGACGGCGGAGUGGGCGUGGACGAGCCUGCGCAGCGGCGGGCGCGCGGCGGCGGCGGCGACGGCGGCGCUGGCGGCGGGCGCGCGGCUGCGCGAGGCGGCGGCGUGCGGGCGCGGCGCGGGCGACCUGGCCGCCGCGCUCAGGGACUUCGCGGCCGGCCUGCGCGCGCACCUCGCGCUGCACCGCCCGCCGCCGCCGCACACACACGCGGACAGGGUGAUCACGUCGAGCCACCAGGUGCUGGCGUCGUCUCUGACCCUGGUGGAGACGGUGAAGCACUACCUGAACACGACCGAGCAGGUCGACACCACAACCAUCUCGUCCAUCGCCAAGGAUAUAUCACAAAGCCUGGAGCAGACGAUGGAGGCGGUGCCGUCGCACGCGGAGCUCGACCUCGCCAUGGAGAACAUCAACGAGACCCUCAACAUACUCAACAGCGGAGAGUUCCCGCCGUCGGACAGGCCCUACGGGGAACUACAAACGGAGCUGAACUCGGCCGCGGCGGGCCUGACCACCGCAUCAUCAGAGGUGGUCCAGGCGGUGGAGAGGCACGACCAGCUGGCUGAGUCCUCGCAGCGGUUCGGGGACGCGUUCAACAGGCUGCUCGCCGUCUCCAUGGAGAUGGCCGGACAAACCGAGGACCGCGAGUCGCAGACUGUGAUGGUCAGCUCUAUGAAGUCGGUCACCGUCAACUCGUCCAAACUGCUCGGCACCGCCAAGUCCGUCAGCCAGGACUUGACCCGGCCGAAUGCUAAGAACCAGCUGGCGGGCGCCGCCCGAGCCGUCACCGAGAGCAUCAACCGCCUUGUGGACGUGUGCACGAGCGCGGCGCCGGGACAGAAGGAGUGCGCGGCGGCCAUCCGCAGCAUCCUCAGCACGCGGCCGCUGCUGGCCGCGCCCACGCAGCCGCUCGCCGACCUGGGCUACUUCGCCUGCCUCGACGCCGUCGUCGACCAGAGCAAGGGGCUCAGCGAGGGUAUGUCCGGCAUGGCAUCAGCCGUGAAGAAGUCAGAAUACGAACAGUUCGCCAAGUCGGUGACCGCCGUCGCCACCUCGGUACAAGGACUGGUCGAGUCAACCGCGCAAGCCGCAUACUUGGUUGCGGUGUCGGACGAGACAAGCGUGGCCGGGCGGCCCGGACUGGUGGAUCAAGCUGGGUUCGCUCGGGCGGCCGCCGCCAUCGACAUGGCCUGCCGCGCGCUCUCCGACCCUGCCAGCGACCAGCACCAGGUACUGUCGGCGGCGACGGUGAUCGCGAAGCACACGUCGGCUCUGUGCAACGCGUGCCGCGUGGCGUCCGGCCGCAGCGGCCAGGCGGCGGCCAAGCGCACCUUCGUGCAGGCCGCCAAGGACGUGGCCAACUGCACCGCUUCCCUCGUCAAGGAGAUCAAGGCGCUCGACGCCGACUACGGCGAGGCCAACCGCGCCCGAUGUGCAGCGGCCACAGGCCCGCUGCAGGAUGCAGUUCGAAGCUUGUGCCAGUUCGCAGACAGCCCUGAGUUCGCGUCCGUGCCGGCCAAGAUCUCGCCACAGGCCAGGCAGAACCAGGAGCCCAUACUGGAGUGUGGCAGGAACAUAAUCUCCGGUUCGUGCGCGAUGCUGGAGGCGGCGCGGGCGCUGGCGCUGUCGCCGCAGGAGCGGCAGCAGUGGCAGCAGCUGGCCGCGCACAGCAAGACCGUCUCCGACAGCAUCAAGUCCCUCGUCGCCAAUAUCAGAGAGAAGGCGCCGGGGCAGCGUGAGUGCAGCGCGGCGAUUGAGACGCUGUCGCGGCUGCUGCGCGAGCUGGACCAGGCCGCCAUCCAGGCCGUCGGCCAGGAGCUGCAGCCCAGAAAGGCCAACUCGCUGCAAGGUUACACGGAGCAGAUCGAGAACAGCGCGACGGAGAUGUUGGAGAGGCUGGAGCCGCUCCGGGUGGCCGCCACCAGCGAGGCCGAGAACCUGGGCCACGCCGUCGGACAACUCACGUCGUACGCGGAGCCGCUGGCGGCGGCGGCCACGGGGCUGGCGUCCGUGGUGGGCGAGUGGCAGGCGCAGGGCGCGCUGCUGCAGCACGCGCGCACCGUGCUCGAGUCGCUGGCCGCGCUCGCCGCCGCCGCCCGGGCCUGCGCCGGCAACCCCAGGGCGACGGGCGCACACGAAGAGCUGGAAGCGGCCUUGCCGUUAUGCCGGGCCGCCCUCACCGAGCUGUGCGGGGCCGCCCGGGAACUGAGCACGGCUCGCGGUGCUGUCAGACCUCUCCUCGACAGUCUCGCGCGCUCCGUCGGCAGGCUCACGCAGCACAGCAGGAUGUCCCUGGUGGGCAGCUACGACGAGUCGGACUCGUUCGUGGACUACCAGACGCGGAUGGUUGGCGCCGCCAAGGAGAUCGCCAGGCUCGCCACUGACAUGACGGCGAAGUCAGCGACGGACGCGAGCCGGCUGGUGCCGCUGGGCAGCGAGGCGUGCCAGCGGUACGAGCAGCUGGCGCAGGACAGCGUCGGUGCCUCCGCCACCACACCCAACGUCGACGUCGCUAACAGGAUCCGCGUGUCGGUAGUGGAGCUGGGCGAGGCGGUGUCGGAGCUGAUCAGCGCGGGCGGGCAGUGCCGGCUGUCGGCCGUGCCACCUCACCAGCGAGCCGUCGCCGACGCCGCCAAGCACGUCAACGAGAAGGUGAUAGCGGUGCUGGGCGCGCUGCAGGCCGGGGCCCGCGGUACACAGGCGUGUAUCGACGCGACCGCCACUAUCGCCGCCAUCAUCGGCGAUCUCGACACCACCAUACUCUUCGCCAGCGCAGGCACGCUCCACUCGGAUAAGGAGUCGGACACGUUCUCUGACCACCGCGAGAACAUCCUCAAGACGGCCAAGACGCUGGUGGAGGACACGAAGACGCUGGUGGGCGGCGCGGCGGGCACGCAGGACCAGCUCGCGUCCGCCGCCGCCAGCGCCGUCAACACCAUCGUGCAACUGUGCGAGGUGGUGAAGCUGGGCGCGGCGUCGCUGGGCGCGGGCAGCCCCGAGUCGCAGGUGCUGCUGCUGCACGCGGCGCGCGACGUGGCGGCCGCGCUGCGGGACCUGGUGGCCGCCACCACCGCCGCCGCCGGCAAGCACGUCGCGCACCCCGACAUGCAGCGCCUCAAGCACGCCGCCAAGGUGAUGGUGACGAAUGUGACGUCACUGCUGAAGACGGUGAAGGCGGUGGAGGACGAGCACACGAGGGGCACGCGCGCUCUCGAGUCCACCAUCGAGGCCAUAUCACAGGAGAUCGAGGUGCUAAGGUCGUCGAGCCCGGCGAAGUCGACGGCGACGGCCGAGGAGCUAGUGCGGUGCACGCGGCAGAUGACGGCGGCGACGGCGCGGGCCGUGGCCGCGGGCAACGCCAACAAGCAGGACCAGCUCACCGCCGCCGCCAACCUCGGCAGGAAGACGGUCGUCGACCUGCUCGUCGCGUGCAAGGGCGCGGCCGAGGGCGCGGAGAGCGCGGAACUGAAGUCGCGGACUAUCGAGGCGGGCGCGGCGGCCGCGGAGUCGUUCCGCGGGCUGCUGGCAGCCGUGCUGCGGUCGGCCGGCGGCGACGCGUCCGCCCGCGGCCUGCUGCCCGACCGCUCGCGGACCGUCGCCGCCGCCGUCGCCGACCUCAUCGCCCUCGCUGACCAGCUCAAAGGGUCGGACUGGGUGGACCCGGCGGACCCGACGGUGAUCGCGGAGCACGAGCUGCUGGGCGCGGCGGCGUCCAUCGACGCGGCCGCGCGCAAGCUGGCCGCGCUGCGCCCGCGCCGCCCGCAGCCGCAGGAGACAGACGAGAGCCUGAACUUCGACGAGAUGAUCCUGGAGGCGGCCAAGUCCAUCAUCGCGGCCACCUCCGCCCUCGUCCGCGCCGCCUCCGCCGCCCAGCGCGAGCUCAUCGACCAGGGCAAGGUGGCGCGGCGGCCGGCGUCGUCGUCGGACGACGGGCAGUGGUCGGAGGGGCUGGUGUCGGCGGCGCGGCUGGUGGCGGCGGCGGCGCACGCGCUGGUGGAGGCGGCCAACGCGCUCGUGCAGGGCGCCGCCUCCGAGGAGCGCCUGGUCUCCAGCGCGCGCCACGUCGCCUCCAGCACCGCGCAGCUGCUCGUCGCCUGCAAGGUGAAGGCGGACCCGACGUCCGAGUCGACGCGGCGGCUGCAGGCGGCCGGCGCGGAGGUGAUCCGCUCCACCGACAACCUGGUGCGAGCCGCGCGCGACGCCAUCCACUGCGAGGAGGAGCGCAGCCUCGUGCUCAACCGCAGGAUGGUCGGCGGCAUCGCGCAGGAGAUCGACGCCAGGUCGGAGGUGCUGCGCAUCGAGAAGGAGCUGGAGGAGGCGCGUGGACGGCUGACGGCCAUCCGGCAGGCCAAGUACAAGCUGCGGGCAGACGCCUCGGGCGACGACACCGACACCGACCUGCAGCUCGGCUACGCCAGCGACGCCUCCGGACAUCAGAGAUUCAAAACACCCAACAGCAGUUUCGCGAACACCACCUACAGCCCGAACAGCACCUACUCGCAACACAACACGACGCAAAACGCCACCAACCUGUCCCACAACGUGUCCCAGCUCAACCAAUCCAUCCACGGCACCCCACAGUACAACCAGCCGCAGCACUACACCCAGUCGCCGACUCCUGCGCACGCUCAGUCGCCAAACCCUGCGCACACGCAGACCGUGUCGAACAACGGCUACUCCCAGUACAGCCACUCCAGAGAAGAGAAAUACGUCCAGAGUCCCACCUUCUCCAGCUUCAGGCCGCAAGAGGAGACGCCCAAGCAAAACUACGAAGGAUUCACCACUCGCUACGAGACCCGCCUGUACGACACCCCGCGGCCAGUUAACGAGUACAAAUCUGAAGAGCGCCAUUUCGAAUCCAGUCACUAUCAAAAAGAGCAAAGGUCCAACUACGACACUCCUAAACAAUCCCCAUUGAGCCCUAAAUUCAACGCCAGAGAAUUGAAAUUCGACGACAAACCUGAACCUAUAUAUUCAACGCUCAAAAAACCCGGCACGCCCAAGUCUCCCUUCGACGGCGUAGGACAGUCGUUCACAGAACACCAGAAGUCGACAGAAGCGAUCCCAGGCGGUACGAAGCAGUCCGAAUAUACAAUCAAAAGCGAAUCCUAUCACACAUACCCUAAAGUAAUCAAAACUGAGACUAGACAAGAAGUGAAGUCACCCUUCACGGCCUCCACGCCGUCCAAAUUCGAGAAAUCCGAUUUCAACCAAUUCACCGAGUUCGGGAAGACGUCCACGGAGCUAGUUAAAGCGGCGACACCGGACUACGACAGGAUCUCGUCGCCGUACGGCAAAGAAACUUAUAGUUACGGCGGACCGAAUUACAUGGAAGAAACCACCACAGAAGUGAAGGACGUACCCAACGGCACACAGAAAGUGACGACCACAAAGAUUUACAGCUCGUCCCCCGUUACGAUCACGAGUACUAACACGAAAUACGAGCCGAUAAAACUCGAAGGCAUCGACGAACUAUCCAAAUCGUUCGAUAACGAAUCGAAGUACAGCACAAUCGAUUCACGGUUCAACACAUUAGAAUCGAAACUCAGUUCCGACACGAGCCGCUCGUUCAUGAGACCUUCGGACUUCCAAUCGUCCGACUACCAAGCGACGACGACGGUGACCAAAGUGAAGAAGCCCAGUGAAUUGGUGAAGGAAAUGGACAAUCUAGACAAGAAGUUCUCGAAGCAAACGAUCACAUCGGAGACAAUCGAAAGGAAAUCUGUAAUGACCAGUUCCCACAAAUCGGAGACCAGCUCGACGGUGACGAAGAAGUUUGGCAACUUCUAAAGGUUUGACAUGUGUUUUGGAUGUGUUCAAUAUGUGAUCUGUACGAACUAUGUAUUGUUACGACAUGUGACUUUUUAACGCUUAAAUUUUAACGCACGUUUCGACUUAAUAUAUUUUAUAUUGAACAUUGUGAGUUCUCGUGAUUUGAAAUGUCAAUUUAAUAAAUUUUAUACAUAUAUAUAUAUAAGAUUCGUUAAACAAUGACAUUGUAUUGUAAUGACGGACAGCUCCGCACUGUUUCAGCAUUUCGAAUCCCUGGACUAAGCAGCGGUGCUAUAUUAUUUCUCGUUCAUCGAACACGCGGUGCCUAUUGCAUUUUAGAAUUACAUAACUGUUACUAUGGCGGUUGAUAUUUUGAAACGUUUAUCGAGAUGCAGGGGUCAUUAUUACGGGUCAAAUUUUUAUGAAUAAUUUUAAUAUCUGAACUAAAAUAUGUACUUAUAAAUAAAGAAACAAUAUUUGAAAAUCUCUUUAAAUGUAUGUUUUAUUUAAAGAUAUAAAUUUAGUAUAUGCAUGAGUGGGGAAACUAGAGUGUUGAUAAUGACUCCUGCAAUAUUUCAUACAACAAACUCGUCGACAUUAAUUGAAAAAAAAAAAAUAAAGAAAUAUAAAAAUAAUUAAUUGAAAUUUGAUCUUUGUUAAAAAAUUUAUAUUAUAAUAUUAUACAAUAUAACAAUAAAUUAUAUAUUGCUUAUUUUUAUAUUGUAUAAUUUUUAUACAUGGUGUGUAUGAAAUUCACAGCUUUUAUAUACCUGUCAGUCAAUGUUAACACGUUAACCGAUCAUUUGACAACAUUGUACUAAUAUCAACACAUUUGUGAUGACUGUUUCCGUUCACUAGUGGUUUUAGAACACCCCAUAUUAUAUGUAGCACAUACAAACACAUACAAAGCUAUACCACCAUAAACACCAUGUAUAUUUAAAAAAAAAAUAUAUUAAUAUAGACGGGUUUGAUUAUAUUCGACUAUAUGCAUUAUAUCGUGUGAAUUGCAUUCGAAAAAUGCAUCUCGCUUAAAAUUAUUAGACAUGCGUGUAAAGGAAAAUAUGUAUAGAAAUAUUGUAAACGAAAAAAUUAACUUACAAAAAAUAAAGAGUAAACAAUUUUGAAAUAAACUCCGUCUCGGUAACUUCUUUGAAGACUGAAUGAUGCUUACGAUUGUCCAUUUUAAUGAUUAUCACGAAUUGUAAAUUAUAUAGAUGGGUAACGUAAAAUUUUAUAAAAAAAAAAAAAGCCAAUGUAAUGCGUGUAGCCGAAUGGAGAUUAUAUGAAUCACAAAGUGCUAACCCCGCGGGGACCUUAUUCUUGUUGCCUUCACGUCAAAUUGUAUUGAAAUUAUUGUCCCGUACAGGAAGGGACUGGCUCUGUAAAUGCAAACACAGUACCUUCUGGGGUAAUCGUUAAUUCUGGCAUCUCGUCUAUAUUGCUGUGUGUUAGGAUUCUCAAACUUGACAGAAAUGUAUAUGUGGACAUAUAAAUAUUUAUAUAAUAGUGCGCCACCUGCCCUUCGUCUUUUUCCCAAUGUCCUCUACCCAAAGGUUGUCUGGAAGUGAUUGCUUAGCGAUAAGGCCGCCUCUUGUAUCACUUCUCAUUAAUAUUUACUGUAUUUGUUAUUUCCCUUUUUACUUGGUGCAAUAGAGUGUAAAUAAAUAAAUAAGAUUAGCGUAAUCAGUAACAUCCCAAUGGGAAUUAUAUAAUUAAAAAAGACAUUAUAGAAUUUUUUAACACCAGAGGGCGCUACUCUCCUGCAGUAAAUUUAUUUUUAAGAGGUACAUAAGUACAGAGUUACAAGUACUGUGUUUGUAUUUAAAAGGAGUAUAUUACCGCGUGUGCCAUUAAAGUGUAUUUUUAUGUUUAACAACGUGCCUUUAUAUAUAUGAAAAAAAAAAAAAAAUCUCAAUGGGGCUUUGUGUAAGGGAGAAUAAAAGUUAAACCGACGGACAAACUUCCUACAUUUAUAUAUUAUAUUAUAUUAUUCGCGCACAUAAUCCGGGUACAUGAUUUACUGUUCACCCCAAAAGUUGACUGGUAGAGAGUGCUACUAGCAUCGAGUCCGCCUUUUGUACCAUAUUUUUUUUUUGUUAAAUAUAUAAAUAAAUUUCUCUUAUACAUCGCCCGUAUCUUAUAAAUGUGCCAUUAAAUAAAUAAAAAGCCAUAUAUAAUAAUAAUAAUGAUAUUUGUACAUAAUUAUACAAUAUGUAAUUUAAUUAUAUUUAGAUUUACCGUCGUAGUGAUUUGUCUGGUGCAAUUCAUUCUCGCUAAGGUAACAUUAACUACCCGCUAAUGUACUCUUAGAAUAUAUUUAUAUAUCUAACGAAUACUAAGAUUUGAAACUAUAAUAAUACCCAAGUAUAAAAAAAAGUGCUUCUCGUAAUCUUAGAUAUUUAAGUAUAAUUAAAAAUAUGUACGGGUUAAGGGACAGGUUGGCGAACUGAAACAUUGUAUUCAGACCUUUAUUCUGAACUGAACAUCAAUGGAAAAAUCUUUAUUUACAUUCAUGUAAUACAUACAUACAUUCAUAUUUGUCACGCCUGUCUCCCAUUAUGGUAGGCAGCAACAAUGUAACGCCAAAUGCUUCGAUUCAAACAGACCUCUUUCGCUUCCUCCACAUUCAUCAAUCUAUUCAUACACGCUCGCCGGUUACGGGUACUUUUAAUUUGGCCUUUUUUAUAUUUAAUUCAUGUAAUCUAUGAUAUUAUAUAAAAAAAAAACAAUAUUUUAUAGUAUGUAGUUGUUUGGAGGAAAUAAAUAACAACUAACUUGAUUAUAUUAUUGAUUCACAUAUAAUGAGAGAAUGACAGCAGAAAUGAUUGUGAGAAGGAAACGUCGCCGUCAUGUCUGUACGUCCAGUGCGAAGGAUAGAAAGAGGUGAAAAUAUCUAUGUACAAUUAAAUUAACCUACUUGAUGGAAAAGAAAGUAAUGAUGUUGACAAGUGGCUAUGAGAUGAAUAUUUACAAUAUUUAUUCACAGACGCCACGAGUAAAAUACAAACCAAAUUUUAAUAUACUUAUUAAAAUCUAAUAUGAAAUCAGCCGUUUAAAGUUAAUGCCACAAGCGUACGUAAACUACGUACGAAGAAGCAGCGUUGACUGCGCGCGCGCUGUAGGUAUCGCGCGUCGUGUGGAUCGUACAGUUGCAAAUACAUUGCGCGGCGUCAACACUGACAAUCGUCAACUAUAUAGCGUGGUGCAUUCCGGCGGGAAAAUAAUAUGCCGUCUGAUUCAGAACAUUCAUCUGAAUCAGCUGCUUUCGUUUUUGCCAACCUGCCCCUUCCACCCUAUGUAUAGUGACAGCUAAAAAUUAUAUUUCUAGGAUUAUGCAAAAGUACUUUUGUCUACUAAUUAUAUUGUAGAUUGCUUUGCGUAACGUGUUUAAUGCGAUAAUCGAUUCAUAAACAUUUUUAUUCUUUUUUUUUUUUUUUAUAGCCAGAUAGUGGCAGUGUCGUCGGCGCAGGUAGCGUGAGCGACCUUACUCCUAAAAUACAAAAUGUAAACACUCUUGCAAUGUAUUAUAACUUUAUAUAAUACACAUUUUAGAGUUGUAACGUGCCUUAUUAAUUUGCAGCUUCAAUAUAUAUAUGUAUUCCAAUAAAAUAUUUUUCAUAUAUUACUGUUUGUUAGUGUAGUGAUGCCCGCGAAAGCGAUUCGUCCACUGAAGGUAUUGUAACACCAAUUCUCAUAGUUUAGAUUUAUAUUAUACAUAGUUGUAUGUAGUACAACGUAUAUUAUAUUAUAUAUUUUCAUGUCUUUGAAAAAAUUAAUGAGAAAUUAAUGUAUUUACCGUGUGAAAAUAUAUGAGAGGUAAAAAUAAAUUUAUUAAUAUGGCGUCUUACUAUGGGCGCGUUUGCUUCGUGUACAGGAAUGUACUAGAGGCGACAGAUUUGGGCUAAAAUCGUGUCUUAUUAAUUAAUGUAACUUCGAUAUGUAAUCAUUUAAUAUUUUAUACAUUUACUAUUAAUAUUAAUUCCCUAUAGGACUAAACGACUCCUUAUUACUAUAUUCAAAAUUAGUUUUUGAUACGUAUAGUUCAUACAAAUAGUACAUAAGUGGUAUGAUAAUCUGUAAGUAAAUAUAAACUGUGUCAACAAUGGAAACCAAAUAAAAAAAAUACUAAUUAUUACGUUUUAAAAUAUUAAUUUAUGGAUCGGUUUUGAUUUUGACGACUUUUUGUUAAUUAUUUUGAGAUUUUAUUCACUUUUAGUGUUAGUUGCAAACUGAACCGUGUAAAGUUCGCCCGAUGUACGGUAUUUACUUAUAUUUGUAUUUAAUAAACUUAACAAAUAGAC